AUUUUUUUCAUUCAACACAUUUUGUUUAAUUUACCGAUGGUCGUUGAAGUUUCUCUUAACCUUGCGUCUAUAGCUAAGCCCGCUCUCCAUGCUGCCAAAUAUCCGCACAGCGCGAUAAAUGGGUUGUUUCUUUGCGAUAGGAAUGACUCAACUUCUAUAAAUGUUGUUGAUUGUAUACCCCUCUUUCAUUCUGCUCUUUCACUUGUUCCCAUGCUGGAGAUCGCGUUCUAUCAGAUUGAGUCGUACUGCAUUCGCCAGGGUCUAAGAAUAUGCGGAUACUACCAGGCUAAUGAGAAUAUAAACGAUAACACGUGA
Protopolystoma xenopodis is the source of this 315-nucleotide messenger RNA. Lineage: Eukaryota; Metazoa; Platyhelminthes; Monogenea; Polystomatidea; Polystomatidae. The record is from the annotation of a GenBank genome assembly.